AGGUUAACACACACUUGGGUGCUGUGUCUGUGAGCGCUAGCGAGCUCACACAGUAAGCCCCAGGUCAGAGCUGUGACUUGACAGUGAGGGCUGUUUGUCUACAAGGACUGGUGGCCAGAAAUAAGCCGCGGCGCCUGAUGAGCCGCAGGGACGGCUGGGCAGGCUGCCAGGGCAUUUCUUGUGUGCGCUUUUCUCAUAAGCAACAUGGCCUUGGGCUGAAGAGGAUGGGCACAGAGUCGGCGAGGAAUCAGAGGUCAGAGUGGAGGUGCCGGGCUUGGGGAGGUCUGGGGAAGCCCUGGGGUUGAAAUGCGUGUGUUUGUCGAGCUCUGAUCACCCUCAGCUCCAAUGGGGAGUGUCUGCGGCUGUGUCAGGGCUGAGAAGGAAGAGCGAGGCGCAGACCCGGCCAGGGCCCCCUGGGGCCCAGCGGAGUGCUCUCCUGGAAGAAGAUACUUCAGAAGGAAAUGGAUCCAGAGAAGUGUAGGCGACCGGAAGUUGGUGGAGCAAAACAGUGAAGAUGAAGGCAGGAGGACGCGUGGCUUCCAGUGCCCAGGAGAGUGGCCAGCCCCAGCCGAGCCAUCUGGACCAUGGCUGCAGCAGGACCCCGCUGCCCCCCGCCCCACCUGGGACCACACUGCAGCGACCGAAGACACAGCAGAGGAGUCACAGGUGCUAGCUGACAGCAACAAGUCUGACCAAGACAGCACCAUGGGGGCAGAAGCCUGUGCCACCGGGGCAGAAGCCAGCACACUGGAUGGAAAGAGGUCAGACUCAGACAGCACCCCUGACCACACAGAGAGGACUUACUCUGCCCGCGUCAGCACAGAAGUAACGUUACGGCCAGGAGCUGGCGUUUUCCCUCUACACAAGGCAGCCAGCCUCACUUCUACACACUAUUGCACCGAGAGGCGGCCUGAGCACUGGGGGGUUGCUGAAAAGCCAUCUGGAAGCAGCAGCAGUGUUCUACAAAGGCAGACCACAGGCAGCCUUUGCCUGCCUGCCACCUCCCACCUCCCACGUAGAUGUCAGAGAAGCCAUUCCCUGGGUGAGAGUGCGUCCCCUCUUUCCAGGGAUGCCCUUGCAGACGAGGCUGGUGCCAGUGAGUCUCCGUUUAAGAUCUCUGACAUCCACGUGACGGGUGAGUCGGAGGACAUGUCUGCAAAGGAGAGGCUGCUCCUGUGGACCCAGCAGGCCACGGAGGGCUAUGCUGGGGUCCGGUGUGAAAACUUCACCACCUGCUGGAGAGACGGGAAACUCUUCAACGCCAUCAUUCAUAAGUACAGGCCGGACCUGAUAGAUAUGAAUACUGUUGCUGUUCAAAGCAACCUUGCAAAUUUAGAGCACGCUUUCUAUGUAGCUGAGAAGAUUGGUGUUAUAAGACUUCUGGACCCUGAAGAUGUGGAUGUCUCUUCGCCUGAUGAGAAGUCCGUAAUAACGUAUGUGUCCUCUCUCUACGAUGCCUUCCCAAAAGUACCCGAAGGCGGUGAAGGCAUUGGUGCAAAUGAUGUUGAAGUCAAAUGGAUCGAAUACCAGAACAUGGUGAACUACCUCAUGCAGUGGAUCAGACACCACGUGACCACAAUGUCUGAGAGAACGUUUCCUAAUAACCCCGUAGAACUAAAGGCACUUUAUAAUCAGUAUUUACAGUUCAAAGAAACUGAAAUUCCACCAAAGGAGACAGAAAAAUCCAAAAUUAAACGCUUAUAUAAAUUAUUAGAGAUUUGGAUAGAAUUUGGCCGCAUCAAACUCCUCCAAGGGUAUCAUCCGAAUGACAUAGAAAAGGAGUGGGGCAAACUCAUCAUCGCCAUGCUGGAGAGAGAGAAGGCACUUCGCCCCGAAGUGGAGAGGCUGGAAAUGCUGCAGCAGAUUGCCCACCGAGUCCAGAGGGACAGUGUCCUCUGUGAAGACAAACUGAUCCUGGCCCGGAAUGCACUCCAGUCUGAUUCCAAGAGAUUAGAAUCAGGGCUGCAGUUUCAGAAUGAAGCCGAGAUUGCCGGGUACAUACUUGAAUGUGAGAACCUCUUACACCAGCAUGUGAUUGACGUGCAGAUUCUUCUCGAUGGAAAGUACUACCAGGCAGAUCAGUUGGUACAGAGGGUCGCUGAGCUCCGUGAGGAAACUUUGGCCUUAAGGAGCGAGUGUGCCUCGGUGUACAGCAAAGGACGCGUGCUGACCUCGGAGCGGACAAAGCUCAUGAUAUCAGGGAUCACGCAGGGUUUACAUGCGGGGUUCGCGCAGACCUUAAACCCUUGUCUGAACUCAGGGCUGACCCAGAGUUCAGCUCCUUCCCUGACCUCUUCCAGUGUGACUUCCGGCCUGUCAUCAGGGCUGACCUCCCGCCUCACUCCCUCAGUUACCCCAGUGUAUGCUCCUGGUCUUCCGGCAGGAUUAGUUCCAAAUUUCAGUGCAGGAGUAGAGCCGGCUUCCUUGCAGACUCUGAAAUUGAUGCGGAUCCGAAAACCACUUGUGAAGUCAUCUUUGCUGGAUCAGAAUUUAACAGAAGAGGAAGUCAACAUGAAAUUUGUCCAGGAUCUUUUGAACUGGGUUGAUGAGAUGCAGGUGCAACUGGAUCACACUGAGUGGGGUUCAGAUUUGCCAAGUGUUGAAAGCCAUUUAGAAAAUCAUAAAAAUGUUCACCGAGCUAUUGAAGAAUUUGAAUCUAGCCUUAAAGAAGCAAAAAUCAGCGAGAUUCAGAUGACAGCACCUCUUAAGCUGACUUAUGCAGAGAAGUUGCACAGAUUAGAGAGUCAGUAUGGAAAACUCUUGAACGCAUCCAGGACUCAGGAACGCCACCUCGACACACUCCAUAAUUUUGUAAUUCGGGCAACUAAUGAACUUAUCUGGUUGAAUGAAAAAGAGGAGGAGGAAGUUGCUUAUGACUGGAGUGAGAGAAAUACCAACAUAGCUCGGAAAAAAGAGUAUCAUGCUGAAUUAAUGCGAGAACUUGACCAAAAGGAAGAAAAUAUUAAAUCAGUCCAGGAGAUAGCAGAUCAGCUACUUCUAGAAAAUCACCCAGCCCGGUUGACUAUUGAGGCCUACAGAGCAGCCAUGCAGACACAGUGGAGCUGGAUCUUACAACUCUGCCAGUGUGUGGAGCAGCACAUCAGAGAGAACACUGCGUACUUUGAGUUUUUCAAUGAUGCCAAAGAAGCCACAGAUUACUUGAGGAAUCUGAAAGAUGCCAUCCAGCGGAAAUAUAGCUGCGACAGAUCAAGCAGCAUCCACAGGCUGGAAGACCUUGUGCAGGAGUCGAUGGAAGAGAAAGAACAACUCCUGCAGUACAAGAGCACGGUAGCCAGCCUGGUGGGCCGAGCAAAAACAGUAAUUCAGCUGAAGCCAAGGAAUCCUGAGUGUUCACUCAAAACCUCUGUCCCUAUCCAGGCUCUCUGCGACUACAGACAGAUCGAGAUAACGAUUUACAAAGAUGACGAGUGUGUGCUGGCCAACAACUCUCACCGUGCCAAGUGGAGGGUCAUCAGCCCCACAGGGAACGAGGCGAUGGUCCCUUCUGUGUGCUUCACCGUGCCGCCACCCAACAAAGAGGCAGUCGACUUUGCAAACAGAAUUGAGCAGCAGUAUCAGAAUGUCCUGGCUCUAUGGCAUGAGUCCCACAUAAACAUGAAGAGUGUGGUGUCCUGGCACUACCUCAUCAAUGAAAUUGAUAGGAUUCGAGCCAGCAGUGUGGCCUCGAUCAAGACCAUGUUGCCUGGUGAACAUCAACAAGUCCUCAGUAAUCUGCAGUCUCGAUUUGAAGAUUUCCUGGAGGAUAGCCAAGAAUCCCGGGUUUUUUCAGGGUCCGAUAUAACACAGCUGGAAAAGGAGGUUAACGUGUGCAAGCAGUAUUAUCAAGAACUUCUUAAGUCUGCAGAAAGAGAGGAGCAAGAGGAAUCAGUCUAUAAUCUCUACAUCUCUGAAGUUCGGAACAUUAGGCUUCGCUUGGAGAACUGUGAAGACCGGUUGAUCAGGCAGAUCCGAACUCCCCUGGAACGAGAUGAUGUGCAUGAAAGUGGGUUCCGAAUCACAGAGCAGGAGAAACUAAAGAAAGAGCUGGAACGACUUAAAGAUGACUUGGCAACAAUCACAAAUAAAUGUGAAGAAUUCUUUAGUCAAGCAGCCACCUCUGCCUCCGUCCCCACCCUGCGAUCUGAGCUCAGCGUGGUUCUUCAGAACAUGAACCACGUCUACUCCAUGUCCUCCACUUACAUAGAGAAGUUGAAAACGGUUAAUUUAGUAUUGAAAAAUACUCAAGCUGCAGAGGCUCUUGUAAAACUCUAUGAAACCAAACUGUGUGAAGAAGAAGCAGUUGUGGCUGACAAGAACAAUAUUGAGAACCUAAUGAGCACUCUAAAGCAAUGGCGAUCUGAAGUAGACGAGAAGAGGGAGGUGUUCCACUCUUUGGAGGAUGAGCUGCAGAAAGCAAAAGCCGUCAGUGAUGAAAUGUUUAAGACAUACAAAGAACGGGACCUUGAUUUUGACUGGCACAAAGAAAAGGCAGAGCAGCUAGCUGAGAGGUGGCAGAAUGUGCAUGUGCAGAUUGACCACAGGCUACGGGAUCUGGAGGGCAUUGGGAGGUCACUGAAGAACUACAGAGACACCUAUCACCCUUUAGAUGACUGGAUCCAACAGGUGGAAACAACACAGAGGAAGAUUCAGGAAAAUCAGCCUGAAAACAGCAAAACUUUAGCCACACAGUUGAACCAACAGAAAAUGCUGGUAUCUGAGAUAGAAAUGAAACAGAGUAAAAUGGAUGACUGCCAAAAACAUGCAGAGCAAUACUCGGCAACAGUAAAGGACUAUGAAUUACAAACAAUGACCUACCGGGCCAUGGUGGACUCUCAACAGAAAUCCCCUGUGAAGCGCCGAAGAAUGCAGAGCUCUGCGGAUCUCAUUAUUCAAGAGUUCAUGGACCUGCGGACUCGGUACACUGCCCUGGUCACUCUCAUGACCCAGUAUGUUAAAUUUGCUGGUGACUCACUGAAGAGGCUGGAGGAGGAGGAGAAGUCUCUGGAAGAAGAAAAGAAAGAACAUGUUGAAAAAGCGAAAGAAUUGCAGAAAUGGGUGUCAAACAUGACCAAGACCUUGAGGAACGGGGAGAAGGCUGGGAAACCUCUUUUCUCUAAGCAGAAGAUUUCCAGUGAAGAAAUAUCAACCAAGAAGGAACAAUUGUCUGAAACACUUCAAACUAUGCAGCUCUUUCUGGCUAAACAUGGAGACAAGAUAAUGGAAGAAGAAAGAAAUGAAUUGGAAAAACAAGUGAAAACUCUUCAAGAAGGUUACAAUUUAUUAUGCAGCGAGUCUCUGAAACAACUGCAAGAAUCACAGAGCUCGGGAGCUGUGAAGGUGGAUGAGAAGCUGGGGAGAGUGAUUGCGGGCACCAUUGACCAGACGACUGGAGAAGUCCUCUCAGUGUUCCAGGCUGUUCUGAGGGGGCUUGUGGAUUUUGACACGGGGGUCAGGUUGCUUGAGACACAGCUAAUGAUUUCUGGCUUGAUUUCACCAGAAUUGGGAAAGUGCUUUGACCUCCAGGAGGCCAAAAAUCAUGGCCUUAUUGAUGAGCAAUUCCUGUGCCAACUUGAAGAAGUAAAUAAAGCCAAGCAGAUUAUUUCUUCAGUGCCACCCACCACAAUCCCUGUACUAGAUGCCUUGGCUCAAGGCCUGCUAUCAGAAGCCAUGUCCAUUAAAGUUCUGGAGAUCCUGCUUGCCUCAGGCAUGCUGGUUGCUCCCACCAUGGGGGAACGGUGGACUCUACCGAAGGCUUUCCAGCAGAACUUGAUCUCCUCAGCACUGUUGUCAAAAGUGUUGGAAAGGCAACAUCUAUGCAGAGAUCUCAUUGAUCCAUGCACCUCUGAGAAGGUGUCUUUAAUGGAUAUGGUACAAAGAAGUAUUUUACAGGAAGACACUAGGAUGUGGCUUCUUCCUGUGAGACCGCAAGAAGGGGGAAGAAUAACUUUAAAAUGUGGGAGAAGCCUGAGUAUUUUGCGAGCAGCCCAUGAAGGUCUCAUAGAUAGAGAGACCAUGUUCAGGUUACUGGGUGCACAGCUUCUGUCUGGUGGUCUGAUCGAUUGCAACUCUGGCAAAAAAAUGACGGUGGAAGAAGCCACAGCAGCAGGGGUGAUUGACAGAGACACUGCCCACAGCAUUCUUGCUUACCAGGUUCAGACAGGUGGAAUCAUCCGCUCAAACUCCGCUCAGCGCCUCACGGUAGACGAAGCUGUCCAGUGCGACCUCAUCACUUCCAGCAGCGCUCUCUUGGUCCUUGAGGCUCAGCGAGGCUAUGUUGGUCUCAUAUGGCCCCACUCUGGUGAAAUAUUCCCCACAUCAUCUUCUUUGCAUCAAAACUUGAUUACAAAUGAGUUGGCCUACAAAAUUCUGAAUGGCAGGCAGAAAAUAGCUGCCCUUUAUAUCCCAGAAAGCUCUCAGGUCAUCGGUUUGGAUGUUGCUAAGCAGCUAGGAAUUAUAGAUGAUAACACAGCAUCAAUACUAAAAAACAUAAUACUACCAGAUAAAAUGCCGGACUUGGGAGAUUUAGAAGCUUGUAAAAACACUAGAAGAUGGCUCUCUUUUUGUAAAUUCCACCCAUCUACAGUUCAUGAUUAUAGGCAAGAAGAAGAUGCUUUUGAUGGUGAAGAGCCAGUGGCACCCCAGAGCUCAGAACAAGCCAGGAAGUUAUUCUUGUCUUACUUGAUGGUUAAUAGCUACAUGGACGCAAACACAGGACAGAGGCUUUUGCUGUAUGAUGGAGACCUGGAGGAGGCUGUGAGGAUGCUGCCGCCAGGCUGCAGUGCAGAGGUGGACGUGGCUGCUGGCGCCAUGCGGCCAGGCUGUAGCUCAGAGCCACAGGAGGAGGACGCGCUAGCGAAGGGAAGGCCCAAAGCCUCAGCUUUCCCUGGCGAGUUUCUCAAUCGUCCAAGGAAAGAAGAGGAUGAGUGGUCAGCCUCACUAGCUGGUGUUGAUAAGUGUCACUGCGGAGAGCUUGAACAUCAAGAGACGUGUGAAAACAGAAAGUGUGCUAUGGAGGAAGAGUUUGGUGAAAUGGGAAAUAAUUUUAGGUGUAGAGAAAUGUGCCAGUCAGAAAGCCUGGAAAAUACAACAGUACCCAAUCAGAAAGCUGAUCAUUUAGCUGGUGUCUGUGUCCCCAAUCCUAUGUCCUAUCGACCAGUGAUGGAACGUGAAGAAACCGGCAAACUUAGACAUGGCCCCGAAAACACGCCUAAAGCCUGUGAAAACCAAAGUCAGCUUGAAACAAAGGAACAUGGAGAUUGCUGUGGUCGUUCAGAUGUUGCAGGUGAUUUGAUAACAGACCCUAUUGUGAAAUCAAAGACUCAUGGACUCUGUGAGCUGAGUAAGAGAGAGAAUGAGGAUACUACAGAUAAGGAGUCAUCCGUCUUUGACUAUUCUCCAAGGCUGAGUGCCUUGCUCAGUCAUGAUAAACUGAGGUAUAGGCACAGAGAUUUCCAUGAUGAACAUACCCCAGAGAAUAAGGAAAACAAAUGUGAAGCUUCUACAUUGUUGUUCAGUGACAAGCAUGUGUUAGCAGAUCAAAGAAUGGGAGAAAAUUUUCAGGACCAGUUCCUGGGGAUUGCAGCAAUUAAUAUCAGCCAGGGAAAUCACUCUGAAGAAAAACCUUUAAACAUGGGUUGUAACAGUCCUCAAGAAUGUCAUGAUGACAGAUAUACGUCAGGUACUUGCAGUGAGAGUGGACAUCUUCCUAGUGCUUCUCAGAAGAAAUCCAAAGAAAAGCAACCUGACCUGGAAGUGGAAGAGUCCUGGGCCCUAACUCAGUGGUAUGAAUUGGAUAAUGCCAAUGUAUCUCAUAUUUCCAGCAUGCCAUUGCAUGAAGAAACCAUCAGUGUGGGGGAAUAUGAAACGUCCCUGCUAGAUGAGCAGCAGAGUGAGACAGGGACAGACACGGAGAGUGAUGAUUUCUAUGACACCCCCUCCUGGGACGAGGACGACCAUGAUUCUCUGCUUCUUGAAGGUGAUGACUGUGAUAGUUUGCAGCCCGAGGACUGUGUUGCCCUGGGAGAGGGGAGCGAGACCUCUCCUUCUGGAGAUAGCCUGUGUGUGAGGGGUAAAGCACAGUGUCCUCAGCAUCGCUUUGGUAGUGAGAAAGGUGAGUUCUGUGUUGAUGACAAAGAACUUUCAAGUUCACUUGGCUCAGAUGAGGCGAACAUACUGUCCCUGGAAGCCGUGUCAGACAGGGAAGAUGCCAGGGACCAGGAAGGUGAGGAGUCUGGUUCCUUGGCUGAGUAUGAAAUUACUGGAAGGAAAGGGAGUGCUGGUACUUCAUUACCACAGGCUGACACUGGUAGCUGGAGAGCGAGAAAAGAAGAGUAUGAAAGUGAGCAAGGGUCUCAGUCUGAUAGGGAUCAUUUCGAUUCUGUGCAAGGUGAAGAAAGUUACGAGGACUGUGUAUAUGACAGUAAUGAUCAGGAAGAGGAUGACGAUUAUGAUGAUGAUGGGGAUGGUGAAGGGGGAGAGAUCAGAGCUGAGAUUGGAGAGUUCAUGUGCCAGGAUGAAGCUGAAAGUGGUGUUCACUUGUGCGCCAUUGCUGUAGGGGAAGAUCAGAGUACCAACAGAAUGAUUCUGGAUAAAGUGCACAAUUGCAGUUCUUCUGUGAGAUGGCCGGGUAUAAAUGCUUUACAGCAAGAAACAACUAGUAUAAGUAGCUUAGCUACUGAGAGCCUCCCAGAACAUAAAACAGAGGCUGCUGGAAAAACUAAAGACAAUCUUUUAAGUCAUGAGAUGGCACUUCAAGAUAAAUUGCCACUGGUCAGUGAAGACACAUCAGAAAAGCAUGUUAGCCUGUGUACACACACUACCAGUUCACCUUGUGAGUUCGCUAAUGAGCGGAUGCACACAAAUAGCAACUUGAUUGAAAGGCCAGAUGGUGAUCAGUAUCUCCAGAAAGUGGUGUGUUCUGACCCCGAGUGUGUAGGAAUACCUUAUGAGGAAAGCCAGUGGUCAAAUACAACUCCUAAAAGUGACAGAGAUCACCAAGGAAACAGAAAAGGUCCAGCUCUAGAAGGAGGUGGGGAAAGCAGUGUGCUAACAGAAGAAGAAACAUCAGUUCAGAAGACAGGCACAGGUGGAAGAGAACUCCUGGAAGACCCAGAAAAUGAAGAAAAAUACCCCGAACUUUCACCAAAUAAAAGCACAAGGGAGAGUCUUGAUUUAGUUGAGAGUCAGUUUCCAGUUCCACAUUUCACAAAUGUUGAGGAAUUUAAUCAGAAAGGAAGUGUUAAAGCAAUAAGUGUAACUCUCCAAGAUGAAGCAAAGCAUGUGCAGAUGAUGGUUAGUACAAGUCCUGUUCAAUUUGUGAAUCUUGAGGAAAUAUUUGACACUUCAGCUUCCAAAGUGACCGAUGAUGGCAUUGCUUCAGAUAUUACAGUGUUUGAAGGGAAUAAUGGUGCUAAGAAAGAUUCCUUCACCGAAGGACCCAAGGAAGAGCUUGAGCUCUCUAUUCCUGUAAAAAGUUGUGCUGGAGGUGUAGAAACACCAGUUGGACUGAAGCAAAACAAAGAUACCCCAAGCCUCGCCUUGGAAGCUGCCUGUCCUGAGAAAGAUUUCCAUAAUGCACAGAAGUCAGCCCCUCCACAGGCCCACGGGGCUAUAAGGGAGAUGGCCCAGCACAGCGACCUUUGUGCUAAAGAAAGAGUCUCCCAAGGAGGAAGAGAGGUCCCUCAGAUCAUUCCAGGAAGCAACCAAGCCACACUUCCAGUUCUACCUCAUGGGGGAAGUACUGAUUUGGGGCAGUCAGAGCUCUGCCUGAAUGGGGUGAAAAAUGACUCCAACAGUGCUUUGGACUUGGGCAGCUAUUUAAUGGAAACAAACCACAAGAAAGAAAGGGCUCAUUUACAGCUCCUGAAAGAACUACCCUGGUCUCCAGGAGCUCAAGAGAAGGAAGCUCAGAUUCCUCAGUUGUCAGAGGUGGUCAUGGAAGAGGUAAAGAGUAUCUUAAAAGGCAGAUUGACUCAAGAUUGUAUGAAUCCUCAAGAUAUGGGAAACACUUCAGCUUGUGUAGACGCUAAGAUUUUAAUUCAGAACUUGAUUCAGAGUGUUGUCUCAUCACAGUGGGUAAAUGAAGCAUCUGGCAUGCCUGCUGACUGCAAAAUCAUAGACUACCCCGGUUCCCCUCCACACACCUCAUCAGAACCGAGGGCGGAGGGGACUGAUGAUCCUUUCUGCAUUCCACAUCUGACAUUUGAACUUCUCCUCGAUAGACUGAGACAAAGUCAGCAGAGCCAGAAAAUUAUUGGAGCCUUUGAGUUGAUGAGAGAAUUUGUCCCAGCAGACUGGGGUGUGGAGAGUCGAGCUGACCCACCUAGAGUGCUUCCCCUGGAACUUGGAAGCCUUUUCUACAGGCUGCUGGCUGAUGGGCAUCCAGGGAGAGGGGACGGGCUAGGAGUCUUGAGUCAGAAGGCAUGCCCGCCCUCUGCAGUGGGUGGAGAAAAGCCACAUGUUUGUGCUGACCUAGAAAGCAAAGAAGAAACCCACUGUUUCCUUAACUUACCAUCCAUAAAAGAGUCUGGACUAGAAAGUUCUCCCACAUGUGCCUUGGUGUUGCCAAGAGAUAAGAGGCUGGAGGGGUCACAAGAUGAUUUGCCAAGCCAUUUGGAAUGUGUUCCUGGGCCUAAAGAAAUGCCUUCUGGAGACAAUGCAAUGGAAAAAUUUUCCAGUGAGUUACAACAAUGUUUGCAGCACACUGAAAAAAUGCAUGAGUACCUGGCUUUGCUUCAAGAUCUGAACCCCCCAUUGGAUAACCAGGAGUCUGUGGAUAACAAUCUAGAAGCUUUAAGGACUCAACUUAAACAGCUGGAGACAUUUGAAUUGGGAUUGGCUCCGAUUGCUGUGAUUUUAAGAAAAGAUUUGAAGUUGGCAGAAGAGUUCUUGAAGUCUCUUCCCAGUGACUUUUCCAGAAGACAUUGCGAGGAAUUGAGUGCCAGCUACCACAACCUGCAGGCCACCUUCACUUCCCUUCUCAGUGCAUGCUCAGAAAGAAAGCGGCACGCCACGCUGGCAAUGGACUCUGAAAAGUCUAAACUAGCCAUUUCCCACGAAGACUUCCUGUGUAAACUCCAGUCCUUCUCAGACUGGGUGUCAGAGAGGGGCAGCUCUGCACAGGCCAUCGGGACUGUGGACACCCAGGAUGCCGAACGAGGGAAGAAGAACUUGGAGUUCCUGAAGACAAUGAUGAAAGACCUGGGACAUACCAAAGCGCGGCUGGAGGCCACAGCCUUUGACGUCCAGUUCUUCAUUUCUGAGCAUGCCCAGGAUCUGUCCCCCGACCAGAGCAGGCAGCUGCUGAGGCUCCUGAACACCACUCAGAAGUGCCUUCUCGACGUGCAGGAGUCUGUAGUGGCCCAGGUGGAAAGGCUAGAGACUCAGUUACAGCUAGAGCAGGACCGUGACGACCAGAAGAUGGUGACUGAACGUCAGCAGGAGUACAAAGAGAAACUCCAGGGGGUAUGCGACCUCCUUACCCAAACUGAAAACCGUCUGAUCGGCCACCAAGAAGCCUUUGUGAUUGGAGAUGGCACGGUAGAGUUGAAGAAGUACCAGUCCAAGCAAGAGGAAUUACAGAAAGAUAUGCAAGGAAGUGCACAGGCAUUGGCAGAAAUAGUGAAAAACACAGAGAACUUCCUAAGAGAGAGUGGUGGAAAGCUGUCCCCGGAAGACAAGGCUCUGAUUGAGCAGAAGCUGAGCGACGCGAAGGUCAAGUGUGAGCAGCUCCACGUGAAGGCGGAGCAGUCCCGGAAGGAGCUGGACAAGGUUAUGAGGACAGCGCUCCAGGAAGAGACGGAAAAGGUCGCAGCUGUGAGGCAGCUGGAAGAGAACAGAACUAAAAUUGAAAAUCUUCUGGACUGGCUGGACUCGGAAAGGGCCGGGGCGGAGCACACCCAGGUCAUCCAGCAGAACGGGACCCAUCUUCAGGAAGGCAGCGGCAAGUCAGAGGUCGGCGAGGAGGAUGAAGUCAACGGGAACCUGCCCGGAACGGAUGCCAGGGGCCACGUUGUGGGCACCGAGCAGCCUCUGGACUGGCAAUACCAGAAGGUCAAGGCCCAGCACGAGAAGCUCAUGGCUCAGCACCAAGCCGUCAUCAUCGCCACGCAGUCUGCGCAGACACUGCUUGAGAGGCAGGGCCACCUCCUGGCCCCCGAGGAGAGGAAGAAGCUGCAGCAGAACGUGAAGGACCUGAAAGCCCAUUACGAGACGGCGCUGAAUGAGGCGGAGAGGAGGGUCAAGCUGACACACUCACUGCAGGAAGAGCUGGAGAAGUUCGAGGCGGAUCACCGUGAGUUUGAGCACUGGCUGGAGCAGUCUGAGCAGGAGCUGGAGAACCUGGAGGCCGGAGCGGAUGACUUCAGUGGGCUGAUGGCCAAGCUGAAGAGGCAGAAGAGUUUCUCUGAAGACGUGAUCGCUCACAAGGGCGACCUGAGGUACAUCACCAUGUCAGGAAACAGGGCCUUGGAAGCCGCCAGGUCCUGCUGCCGGGGAGACCAGGACGGCAUGGACACCUCUGCCGCGCACCGAGAGGUGCAGAGCAAGCUGGACCGGGCCACUGACCGCUUCAGGUCCCUCUACACGAAGUGCAGCAUCCUUGGAAAUAACCUUAAAGAUCUGGUGGAUAAAUACCAGCACUACGAAGACGCUUCCUGUGGCCUUCUUUCUGGGCUCCAGGCCUGUGAGGCUGCAGCGAGCAAACAUCUAUGUGAGCCUGUUGCUGUGGACCCCAAAAAUUUGCAAAGGCAGCUGGAGGAGACCAAGGCUCUGCAAGGUCAGAUCUCCAGUCAGCAGGUUGCUGUGGAGAAGCUGAAGAAGACUGCAGACGUGCUUCUGGAUGCCGGAGGGGCCUUGCUUCCAGCCAGGAAUGACAUCCAGAGGACACUGGACGAUAUCGUUGGGAGAUAUGAUGAUCUGUCCAGGUCUGUGAAUGAACGAAACGAAAGACUGCAGAUCACGCUGACACGCUCCCUGAGUGUCCAGGACGGCCUGGACGACAUGCUGGACUGGAUGGGAGGUGUGGAGAGGUCGCUGGCUGAGCCAGGCCUGCUGCCCCUGAGCUCCGCAGCCCUCCAGGAGCUCAUCACCAGAAACAUCAUACUGGAACAGGACAUCGCAGGGCGUCAGAGCAGUGUAAAUGCCAUGAAUGAGAAGGUGAAGGCAUUCAUGGAGACCACAGAUCCCUCCACUGCUUCCUCACUGCAGGCAAAAAUGAAGGACUUGUCUGCCAGGUUUUCAGAAGCUAGGCAUAAGCACCAAGAAAAACUCGCCAAAAUGGAAGAGCUGAAAACCAAAGUGGAACUGUUCGAGAACCUCUCAGAGAAGCUCCAAACAUUUCUAGAAACAAAAACUCAGGCUCUCACUGAGGCAGAUGUGCCAGGAAAAGAUGUUACGGAAUUGUCUCAGUGCAUGCAGGAAUCAACUUCUGAAUUCUUAGAACGCAAGAAUGAUCUUGAAGCUUUGCAUGGUCUCUUAAAGGAGAUAUGCAACCAUGGCUUACCAGGAGAUAAAGCUCUAGUUUUUGAAAAGACAAAUAACUUGUCCAAGAAAUUCAAAGAAAUGGAAGAUACCAUCAAAGAAAAAAAAGAAGCUGUAACUUCUUGUCAAGAGAAGCUAGAAGCUUUCCAAGUCCUUGUGAAAUCACUGAAGUCAUGGAUAAAAGAAACAACAGAGAAUGUUCCUGGAGUACAGCCUUCCCUGGGUGCCAAGGAUUUAGAAAGAUCUCUAGAAGAAACUCAGAAAUUACAGGAAGAGUGGAGUUCAAAAAGUACAGAAAUUCAGAAAGUCAACAGUAGUGGGACCUCACUGUGUAACCUCAUGAGUGCCUUGACCACGCCUGCCAAAGCCAUGGCGGCAGUUAAACCAGGUGGAGUCAUGUUAAAUGGUGAGGGAACAGAUACAAACACCCAAGAAUUUUUGGCAAAUAAAGCUUUAACAUCCAUUAAAAAGGACAUGACUGACAUAAGUCAUGGCUAUGAAGACCUUGGCCUCUUACUCAAGGACAGGCUAGCAGAACUCAACUCUAAACUGUCCAGAUUGCAAAGGGCUCAGGAAGAAUCAAGCACAAUGAUGCAGUGGUUACAGAAGAUGAACAAAACUGCCACAAAGUGGCACCAGACACCAACGCCUACUGACGUGGAAGGUGUGAAGACUCAGGUUGAGCAGAAUAAGUCAUUUGAAGCAGAACUGAAGCAAAAUGUAAACAAGGUCCAGGAGUUGAAAGACAGACUGACAGAGCUGGUGGAGGAGAGCCCUGAUGCUCCUGAGGCCCCCAAGUGGAAGCGAAUGCUGAUGGACAUAGAUUCUAGGUGGCAAGAACUCAACCAAUUGACAGUUGAUAGACAUCAAAAGCUGGAAGAGUCCUCCAAUAACCUAACCCAAUUCCAGACUGCAGAGACCCAGUUAAAACAGUGGCUUGUGGAGAAGGAGCUUAUGGUCAAUGUCCUGGGGCCCUUGUCAACUGACCCGAACAUGCUGAGCACCCAAAGACAGCAGGUGCAGAUCCUGCUGCAAGAAUUUGGCACACGGAGGCCCCAGUACGAGCAGCUGGUGGCCGCGGGGCAGGGCAUCCUGAGCCGACCCGGAGAGGACCUCUCCUCACACGACAUCGUGAGGGAGCAGCUGGCAGCCGUGACCCAGAAGUGGGAUGGCCUGACGGGACAGUUGAGUGACAGAUGCGACCGGAUUGACCAAGCCAUUGUGAAAAGCACCCAGUAUCAGAGCCUGCUGCGAGGGCUUUCUGACAAGCUGGCCGAGCUGGACAACCGGCUCGGCCUCGCCUUGAGCGCCGGCCCAGGUGCUGUGAACCAGCAGCUGGAAGCGGCCCAAGAGCUGCAGCAGGACAUAGAGCAGGAGAAGCAGCAGAUAAAAGCAGCGCGGGAGGUCAGCGAGGACUUGGCAGCCCUGGUGAGGGAGGAGUACUUGAAGGCCGAGCUCACCAGGCAGCUGGAGGGUGUCGUAAAGUCAUUCCACGACGUUGAGCACAAAGCAGAGAAUCAUGUCCAGCACCUUCGAUCAGCCUGUGCAAGCUCUCAUCAAUUUCAACAAAUGUCCAGAGAUUUCCAGGCUUGGUUGGAUACCAAGAAAGAAGAGCAAGCCAGGGCUCAUCCAAUAUCAGCCAAAUUUGAUGUCCUGGAGUCCUUAAUUAAAGAUCAGAAAGACUUUGGCCAAACCUUGACUGCCCAGUCGACUGUUUAUGAGAAAACCAUGGCAGAAGGCGAGAAUCUGCUACUGAAAACACAAGGGGCCGAGAAGGCAGCCUUGCAGCUGCAGCUCAACACCAUUAAAACCACCUGGGACGGAUUCAAGCAGCAGACGAAGGACAGAGAGACCAAGUUACAGGAUGCUUUGGAGAAAGCACUCAAGUACAGAGCGCACGUGGAGACCCUCCAGCCCUGGAUCGAGACGUGCCAGCACAGCCUGGACCAGGUGACGUUCUGUCUGGAUCCUGCUGAGACGGAGCGCUCUCUUGCCAAGCUCAAGUCUCUUCAGAAGGAAAUGGACCAGCACUUUGGCAUGGUGGAGCUCCUGAGCAGCACAGCUGCAUGUCUGCUCAGUGUGUGCGAGGUGGACAAGGAGGUUGUUACCAACGAGAGCACCUCGGUGGUGCAGAAGGUCCACCUGGUCACAGAGCAGCUUCACAGCAAGAAAUCCUCCCUGGAGAACAUGGCCCAGAAGUGGAAAGAGCUACAGGAAGUUUCCAGAGACGCUGAGAGGCAGCUGCAGUGUGCGAAGGAACAGCUGAGUGUCCAUGACUCACUGGGCCCGCAGGCUCACAGCAGCAAACACCUGAGCGUGCUGCAGGCUCAGCAGAGAUCUCUGCAGAGCACAGGGCAGCAGGUGGAUGCGGCCAAAAGGCUCGUGCAAGACCUUGUGGCGGGGGCUGCGGAUGCGAAGGGGACCGUGGAGGUUUUACUGCAGGUGGAGACGUUGGUUCAGGAGCACAGCACACUGAGCCAGCAGGUGGCAGACAGGUGUUCCUUCCUAGAGACCAAACUUCAGGGCAUUGGGCACUUUCAGAAUUCCAUCCGAGAGAUGUUCUCCCAGUUUGCAGAGUGCGAUGAUGAGCUGGAUGGUAUGGCCCCCGUGGGGAGAGAUAGGAACACACUGCAGAAUCAAAGGGAGGCCAUCCAAGCCUUUCUGAAGAAACUAGAAGCCCUCAUGGCGAGCAACGACAAUGCCAAUAAAACCUGCAAGAUGAUGCUGGCCUCGGAGGAAACCACUCCUGACCUGGUGGGAAUCAAAAGGGACUUGGAGGCCUUGAGCAAGCAGUGCCACAAGCUGCUAGACCGCGCCCAAGCCCGCGCUGAGGAGGUGGCAGCCACCAGCGAGCGCCUCGGCGAGUUCUACAGCAAGCUGGGAGACUUCUCCGAUGGACUCCAGAAGGCCGAGGCGCACGAGGAGUCCCAGGGUCCCGUGGGCACGGAAACGGAGGCCAUCAAUCAGCAGCUUGAGACAUUCAAGGUGUUUCAGAAAGAAGAGGUGGAGCCUCUGCAGGUGCAGCAGCAGGAUGUGAACUGGCUGGGCCAAGGUCUCAUUCAGAGCGCUGCCAAGAGCACCAGCACCCAGGGCCUGGAGCAGGACCUGGACGAGGCCAACGCACGGUGGAAGACGCUCAACAAGAAGGUGGCGCAGCGGGCGGCGCAGCUGCAGGCCGCCCUGCUGCACUGCGGGAGGUUCCAGGAUGCUCUGGAGUCCCUGCUCAGCUGGAUGGCAGACACGGAGGAGCUGGUGGCCAAUCAGAAGCCUCCCUCGGCAGAGUUCAAAGUGGUGAAAGCCCAGAUCCAGGAGCAGAAGCUUCUCCAACGAUUAUUGGAUGACCGCAAGUCUACCGUGGAGGUUAUCAAGCGGGAGGGAGAAAAGAUCGCUGCCACUGCGGAGCCCGCGGACAGGGCGAAGGUGGUGAAGCAGCUGGGCCUGCUGGACAGCAGAUGGGAGGCCUUGCUGGGGAAAGCAGAGGCCAGGAAUCGUCAGUUGGAAGGUAUCUCAGUGGUAGCCCAGCAGUUUCAUGAAACCUUAGAACCGCUGAAUGACUGGCUGACGACUGUAGAGAAGAGGCUGGCAAACUGCGAGCCCAUAGGAACCCAAGCAUCCAAACUGGAGGAGCAAAUUGCCCAGCACAAAGCCUUAGAAGAUGACAUCAUGACUCACAAUAAACAUUUACACCAGGCUGUUAGCAUUGGCCAGUCCUUAAAGGUUUUGAGCUCCAGGGAGGAUAAGGAUAUGGUGCAGAGUAAACUAGACACCUCGCAAGUGUGGUACAUUGAGAUUCAAGAGAGAAGUCACAGCAGGUCUGAGCUCCUCCAGCAGGCCUUAUGUAAUGCUAAGAUUUUCGGGGAGGAUGAAGUUGAGCUGAUGAACUGGCUGAAUGAAGCGCAUGGCAAGCUCAGCCAACUCAAAGUCCAGGAGUGCAGCCCCGAGGGACUGUGGAAGCAGCAGGCCGAGCUUCGGAUUCUACAAGAGGACAUCCUACUCCGGAAACAGAGUGUGGAUCAGGCACAACUGAAUGGCUUAGAACUACUCAAACAAACCACAGGUGAUGAAGUUGUAAUCAUCCAAGAUAAAUUGGAAGUCAUUAAAGCAAGGUACAAAGACAUUACAAAGCUGAGCAGCGACGUGGCGGAGACUCUGGAGCAAGCCCUGCAGCUCUCCAGGCGGCUGCACACCACGCACGAGGAGCUGAGCACCUGGCUGGGCCAAGUGGAGGUGGAAAUGCUCUCCUUUGAGUCACAGGUUCAGAAAGCGGAAGCAAGCCAGGCGCAGGCCCGACAGAAGGAACUGAAAAAGGAAAUUAAGAACAACAAAGCCUUAUUGGACUCCCUGAAUGAAGUCAGCACCGCCUUGCUGGAGCUGGUCCCCUGGAGGGCCAGAGAGGGGCUGGAGAGAAUGGUAGCUGAGGACAAUGAGCGCUACCGGUUGGUGAGCAACUCCAUCACUCAGAAGGUAGAGGAGAUCGAUGCUGCCAUUCUGCGGUCACAGCAGUUUGACCAGGCAGCUGAUGCCGAGUUGUCCUGGAUCAGCAACACAGAGAAAAAACUGGUGUCCCUGGGUGACAUCAGGCUUGAGCAAGACCAGACCUCCGCCCAGCUGCAAGCCCAGAAGACAUUCACCAUGGAGAUUUUGAGACACAAAGAUAUUAUCGAUGAACUUGUAAAAUCUGGGCACCAAAUCAUGACCACAGCCACUGAAGAGGAAAAGCAACCAAUGAAGAAAAAACUGGACAAGGUAUUGAAAAGCUAUGAUGCCAUCUGCCAGAUAAACUCAGAGCGGUGUCUGCAGCUUGAACGGGCACAGUCGCUGGUGAGCCAGUUCUGGGAGACAUACGAAGAGCUCUGGCCAUGGCUGACAGAAACUCAAAGAGUCAUCUCUCAGCUCCCAGCCCCCGCCCUUGAGUAUGAAACGCUGAGGCAGCAGCAGGAGGAGCACCGGCAACUGCGAGAGCUGAUAGCAGAGCACAAGCCCCACAUAGAUAAGAUGAACAAGACCGGGCCCCAGCUGCUGGAGCUGAGCCCGGGGGAAGGCUUCUCCAUCCAAGAGAAGUACGUGGCCGCCGACACCCUUUACAGUCAGAUUAAAGAGGAUGUCAAAAAGCGAGCUGUGGCCCUGGACGAAGCCAUUUCACAGUCUACCCAGUUCCAUGACAAGAUCGACCAAAUCCUGGAGAGCCUGACUCGCGUGGCGGAGCGACUCCGGCAGCCGCCGUCCAUCUCUGCAGAGGUUGAGAAGGUCAAGGAGCAGAUCAGUGACAACAAGAACGUGUCCAUGGAUAUGGAAAAGCUGCAGCCCUUGUAUGAGACGCUCAGGCAGAGGGGCGAGGAUAUGAUUGCUAGGUCGGGGGGCCCUGACAAGGAUGUCUCUGCCAAAGCUGUACAGGACAAACUGGACCGCAUGGUUUCUAUCUGGGAGGACAUCCACAUGUUGGUGGAAGAGAGGGAGGCCAAACUGCUGGAUGUGAUGGAACUUGCAGAGAAGUUCUGGUGCGACCACCUGUCUCUGGUAGUUACCACUAAAGACACACAGGACUUCAUCCGCGACCUGGAGAGCCCUGGAAUCGACCCCUCUGUUGUGAAACAGCAGCAGGAAGCAGCAGAGGCCAUCAGGGAGGAAGUGGAUGGGCUGCAGGAGGAGCUGGCUAUCGUCAUUAACCUCGGCUCCGAGCUCAUCGCCGCCUGCGGGGAGCCCGACAAACCCAUUGUGAAGAAGAGCAUCGAUGAGCUAAAUUCCGCAUGGGAUUCUCUAAACAAAGCUUGGAAAGACCGGAUCGACAAGCUUGAGGAGGCCAUGCAGACUGCAGUUCAGUACCAGGAUGGACUACAGGCAGUCUUUGACUGGGUGGACAUUGCAGGUGGGAAGUUAGCAUCGAUGUCUCCCAUCGGAACAGAUCUCGAAACCGUAAAACAGCAGAUUGAAGAGUUAAAGCAAUUUAAGUCAGAAGCCUACCAACAACAGAUAGAAAUGGAAAGACUGAACCAUCAGGCAGAACUUCUGCUGAAGAAAGUGACAGAGGAGAGCGACAAGCACACGGUGCAGGACCCUUUGAUGGAGCUGAAGCUGAUCUGGGACAGCCUGGAUGAGAGGAUUGUCAGCAGACAGCACAAGCUGGAGGGCGCGCUCCUGGCGCUGGGUCAGUUCCAGCAUGCCCUGGAUGAGCUGCUGGCCUGGCUGACGCACACUGAGGGCUUGCUCGGUGAACAGAAGCCAGUCGGCGGGGACCCCAAAGCCAUCGAAAUCGAGCUGGCCAAGCAUCACGUGCUCCAGAACGACGUGUUCGCCCACCGGUCCACCGUGGAGGCUGUGAACAGGGCGGGAAAGGAGCUUGUCGAGUCCAGCGCGGGCGAGGAAGCAAGCAGCCUCCGGCACAAGCUGCAGGGUCUCAAUCAACGCUGGCAAGGCGUUUUGGAAAAAACCGAACAAAGGAAACAGCAGCUGGAUGGUGCUUUGCUCCAGGCCAAAGGUUUCCAUGGUGAAAUUGAAGAUUUGCAGCAGUGGCUGACGGACACGGAGCGUCACCUGUUGGCAUCCAAACCUCUGGGCGGCUUACCAGAAACCGCCCAGGAGCAGCUGGACCUCCACAUGGAAGUCUGCACCGCCUUUGCUGUUAAAGAAGAAACGUACAGGAGCCUGAUGCAGAGGGGCCAGCAGAUGCUCACGGCCUCUGCAGAGACGAACAUUGACCAAGACUUAACUCACCUGAGAGAGAAGUGGGAGUCAGUGGAGACCAAGCUCAAGGAGAGGAAAACGAAGCUGGAGGAGGCGCUCAGUGUGGCGGUGGAGUUCCACACCUCCCUGCAAGACUUCAUCAACUGGCUCACGCAGGCCGAGCAGACCCUAAACCUGGCUUCGCGGCCAAGCCUCAUCCUGGACACAGUCUUAUUUCAAAUCGAUGAGCACAAGGUCUUCGCCAAUGAAGUAAAUUCUCACCGGGAGCAGAUUGUAGAACUGGACAAAACUGGAACCCACCUGAAGUACUUCAGUCAGAAACAAGAUGUCGUCCUCAUCAAGAACCUCCUGAUCAGUGUGCAGAGCCGAUGGGAGAAUGUGGUCCAGCGGUUAGUGGAGAGGGGGCGGUCCCUGGAUGAGGCGAGGAAGCGGGCCAAGCAGUUCCAUGAAGCUUGGAGUAAACUCAUGGAGUGGCUGGAAGAGUCGGAGAAGUCUCUGGAUUCUGACCUGGAGAUCGCAAAUGAUCCAGACAAAAUAAAGACCCAGCUGGCCCAUCACAAGGAGUUUCAGAAGUCCCUUGGUGCCAAGCACUCCGUCUACGAUACCACCAACCGCACAGGACGCUCCCUGAAGGAGAAAACGUCGCUGGCCGACGACACCCUGAAACUGGACAACAUGCUGAGCGAGCUCCGGGACAAGUGGGACACCAUUUGUGGGAAGUCUGUGGAGAGACAAAACAAGCUGGAGGAGGCCCUGCUGUUUUCUGGGCAGUUCACAGAUGCCCUGCAGGCCCUCAUUGACUGGCUGUACAGAGUGGAGCCCCAGCUGGCAGAGGACCAGCCUGUCCAUGGAGACCUUGACUUAGUGAUGAAUCUGAUCGAUAAUCACAAGGCCUUCCAGAAGGAGCUGGGGAAGAGGGCCGGCAGCGUGCAGGCACUCAAGCGCUCAGCCCGGGAGCUGGUGGAGGGCAGUCGGGAUGACGCGUCGUGGGUCAAGGCUCAGAUGCAGGAGCUGGGCACGCGCUGGGACUCGGUGUGCGCGCUGUCCGUCUCCAAGCAGACGCGCCUCGAGGCUGCCCUGCGCCAGGCAGAAGAGUUCCACUCUGUGGUCCACGCGCUUCUGGAGUGGCUGGCUGAGGCAGAGCAGACCCUGCGCUUCCACGGCAUUCUCCCAGAUGAUGAAGACGCUCUGCGGAUCCUCAUUGACCAGCAUAAAGAAUUCAUGAAGAAACUGGAAGAGAAAAGAGCUGAGCUCGGCAGGGCCACCAGCAUGGGCGACGCCGUCCUGGCUGUCUGCCACCCGGACUCCAUCACCACCAUCAAGCACUGGGUCACCAUCAUCCGGGCCAGGUUUGAGGAGGUGCUGGCCUGGGCAAAGCAGCACCAGCAGCGGCUGGCGGGCGCUCUGGCCGGGCUCAUCGCUAAACAAGAGCUGCUAGAGGCCCUGCUGGCCUGGCUGCAGUGGGCCGAGACCACGCUCAGUGACAAGGACAAAGAGGUCAUCCCUCAGGAGAUAGAGGAGGUGAAGGCCCUCAUUGCCGAGCACCAGACGUUCAUGGAAGAAAUGACGAGAAAACAGCCUGAUGUUGACAAAGUCACAAAGACCUACAAGCGGAGAGCAGCCGGUCCGUCGUCCUUGCAGUCCCACAUCCCUGUCCUGGAGAAGGGGCGGGCAGCAAGAAAACGCUUGGCAGCAUCAAGCUUCUACCCCUCGGCAUCGCAGACCCAGAUUGAGACCAAGAACCCCCGAGUGAACUUACUGGUGAGCAAGUGGCAGCAGGUCUGGCUUCUGGCCCUGGAGCGGAGGAGGAAGCUCAACGAUGCCCUCGACAGGCUGGAGGAGCUGAGAGAAUUUGCCAACUUCGACUUUGAUAUCUGGCGGAAAAAAUACAUGCGGUGGAUGAAUCACAAGAAAUCUCGAGUGAUGGAUUUCUUCCGGAGGAUCGACAAAGACCAGGAUGGGAAGAUCACCCGGCAGGAAUUUAUUGAUGGGAUCCUCUCCUCAAAAUUCCCAACCAGCCGUCUGGAGAUGAGCGCGGUUGCGGACAUCUUUGACCGCGAUGGGGAUGGGUACAUUGACUACUACGAGUUCGUGGCUGCCCUGCACCCAAAUAAAGAUGCAUACAAACCCAUCACAGAUGCCGACAAAAUCGAGGAUGAGGUCACGAGGCAGGUGGCUAAGUGUAAGUGUGCAAAACGGUUUCAAGUUGAACAGAUUGGGGACAACAAGUACAGGUUCUUCCUGGGAAAUCAGUUUGGAGACUCCCAGCAGCUGCGGCUGGUGCGGAUCCUGCGGAGCACCGUGAUGGUUCGAGUUGGAGGCGGGUGGAUGGCGCUGGACGAGUUCUUGGUGAAAAAUGACCCUUGCCGGGUUCACCAUCAUGGGAGUAAAAUGUUACGUUCGGAAUCAAACUCUUCAAUUACUACCACUCAGCCUGCUAUAGCUAAAGGAAGGACCAACAUGGAGCUGCGUGAGAAGUUCAUCCUGGCCGACGGCGCCAGCCAGGGCAUGGCGGCUUUCCGCUCGCGUGGCCGCAGGUCGCGGCCUUCGUCUCGAGGAGCUUCACCCAACAGAUCCGCGUCUGUGUCCAGCCAAGCCGGCCAGGCGGCUUCGCCUCCCGCCCCCACCGCGAGCACACCCAAGAUCCUCCAUCCUUUAACACGCAAUUAUGGUAAACCAUGGUUGACAAACAGCAAAAUGUCAACUCCCUGUAAACCAGCAGAGUGCUCGGACUUUGCCGUGUCAUCUGCAGAGGGCACCCCCAUCCAGGGCAGCAAACUCCGCCUGCCUGGGUACCUGUCGGGGAAAGGCUUCCACUCCGGGGAGGACAGCGGCCUCAUCACUACCGCAGCCGCCAGGGUCCGAACGCAGUUUGCCGAUGCCAAGAAGACGCCCAGCCGGCCCGGAAGCCGCGCGGGAAGCAAGGCCGGCAGCAGGGCCAGCAGCCGCCGCGGUAGCGACGCCUCCGACUUCGACAUCUCAGAGAUCCAGUCGGCGUGCUCCGACGUGGAGGCGGCGCCCCCCACGCCCAGGCCGACGCCCCGAGCGGGCCCUCGGCCCCCCACAGCCAAGCCCUCCAAGAUCCCCACGCCCCAGAGGAGGUCGCCCGCCGGCAAAGUGGACAAGGCCUCGAAGAGAUAGAGCGCCGGCCCCACCCGCCCUGUCCCCUGCGCUGACUGAGUGUGAACCGUGUAAAAUAGGGUGUAGAGAUUAUUGUGAAAUACUCACGAGGCGCGUUUAAAGUUCUGCAGAUGGCCUUAUUUGUGUAUUUGUCUUUUUAUUUGAUCUGCAUCACUUGUGGGCAGAUGUACUGGGGUGAAAGUCACGUCCUAGGUGACCGGGGAGGGAGAGCUUGGCGUGGGCCGGCGGCUCUGCCCCGUGGCCCGCGGAGCGAGCGCCCUUGCGGCCCCUGCCGCGGGUAACUCUCCCGCCUCCCUGACGGCCACCGUGGUGGCCCGGCGGAAAGAUACCUCAUGACAUUUUCUUGUUUUCCUUGGAAAUGCCAAAGCAUGGACAGAAGGACACACCAGGGACAUCUUUCGAGAUGACUUCAGUGCAAAUCACGCCACGUGCACACUCAUUCUUGAAGCAGUGCCUGGCAGAGCACGUGGUGGCGGCCUGCCCUGCUCGCCAUUCCCGACACGCCAGUUCCUUAGGGUGUUUCUGUGCCACUGCUCCCGCGGCAGAGGGCCCCAGGAACCCACCUCCGAAGACAAGAACAUAACCCGACAGUGCGCUCGUGAACGCGAGCCUUCCCCCUCCGAAGACAAGAACAUAACCCGACAGUGCGCUCGUGAACGCGAGCCUUCCCCCUCCGAAGACAAGAACAUAACCCGACAGUGCGCUCGUGAACGCGAGCCUUCCCCCUCCGAAGUUAAGAACAUAACUCUCAAGUGCACUUGUGAACGCGAGCUUUUCUUUUGCUUGAAUGGACAGUAGCACCUGUAUCAUCAAACUCAUUUUGUAGCAAAGCAAUUUUGCUUGAGAAAAAAAAAACAGCUAUGAAAUAAAACAUGUCCCUUAACUACAUUGCUAUGGAAUUAAUUUUUCCCCUAGGGGAAAUUGGUGUAUUUUUUUAUGAGCAGUAUCAAUUUGGAGAGACCAAAAGAUACUUUAAAAAUGGGUUUAUUUUGAUUUCUCAUCUGAUAUAAUCAUGUUCUGGUAUAUCUACCUAUAUUUAAUAAAUAUAUACAUUUUAAUUUAUUAUGUAUACUCACAUACUAUAGAAAGGUAUUAGUAUGCAUUUAAUAAAACAUAUUCACUUGAA
Molecule: messenger RNA, 24427 nt
Organism: Perognathus longimembris pacificus (Pacific pocket mouse)
Lineage: Eukaryota; Metazoa; Chordata; Mammalia; Rodentia; Heteromyidae
Gene: Dst
Product: dystonin
Exons: 96
Coding region: 346-23301 (7651 amino acids)
Biological process (GO): intermediate filament bundle assembly; cytoplasmic microtubule organization; wound healing
Cellular component (GO): cytoplasm; hemidesmosome; focal adhesion
Molecular function (GO): structural molecule activity; microtubule binding; calcium ion binding
Source: RefSeq, a predicted model, not a curated record